CCUCCACCAUCAUGGCGAGUGCCGCCGCCUUUUCCUUGUCCAACAGUAUCACCAUAUCCAAGGCCGAGCACGAGUUUCUGCUCCGAUCAGCCCGCGAAUACAAUGUCCUUCGAAGUGCUCUGUUCCGCGGUGGUCUUACUGAAGACACGCUAUUGACUCUUAUCAAUGGCGAGAACGACUACAACAGCUGUGAGACAGGCUCCUACAGCAUGUGGGACGAGUCCUACACAAGGGCCCCCUCUGUCCCUGUCCGCAUGUCUAUGCCUCAGAGCAGCGGAGUGUCGCCAGACACCUCGGACAGCACCGCCGUUGGAGGCGCCUUGCCCAAGCCACGCCCGUCAUACCACGUACACCAGGGCAAUGCUUGUGACGUGCCUGAUUCCUACCCAGCCAGGUCGUACGAUAAAGACGAAUCUUGUGGUCCCGAAACUGUCGAGGUUCAACCGUCCCAGCCACAGCCACCCUUUCCUCGCAAUGACCAGCGAACAGUCUUGUUGACGAAUCUGUCGGACCGGACUACACAUAAGGAUCUUGUCGAUAUCGUUCGUGGAGGUAGAUUGCUGGACAUCUUCCUUCGAAACGACCGCUCGGCCACGAUAUCGUUCGUCGAGGGAGCCCAAGACUUCCUGGCCUAUACCAAACGGAAUGACAUCUAUAUCCACGACAAACGAAUCGAGACGCGUUGGAAUGACCGACAGUUUCAUCUGCCCAAUCAUGUAGCGAACAAGAUCGCUAUUGGCGCAACUCGCAAUAUCGUCAUCCGCAGCGCGGUUGGCAAGCUUACUGCUCAAGGCAUCCGCGAAGAUCUCGAGCAUAUACAUAAUCUGAUAGUGAUCGACAUCACCUUCAGAGGCUUCGACGCCUUCAUAUCAACCAAUUCUGUCCAUAACGCCCUCUUUGCACGGACUUGCAUGAUGUCGCGGACCGGCUACAAGGGCUUGCGAAUUGAGUGGUACCCUGACGAAUGUGCUGCACCUAUACCAAGAGGUUCUAACGCAGCAUGGAAUGGACCUACUGCACGAUCAUCUGCUCGUGCUGCCAAGGAAGUUCCACCGCCUGCAAAGAUCACCAAUCGCUUCGAGCUUUUGAACAUGGACGAGAGCGAUUCGAGGUCAACAAGUGAAGAUGGGGAGGAUUUGUACUCUAGUAACGGUGUGCUGCUCACAGGCUGGGCAGAUGCUAGUAUUCUCGCCUGAUGCUGACAUUCAAAGGUUCUUCCUAAUGGCAGCUGUGGGACGUCCUCAGGGCAUUGCACCACGCCCACGAGCGGGCUUUCUCAAGCAUUUUUUGCGAGGGGCUGCUUUUGCGUCUGAAAAUUGCCGAGAAUCAAGAUGGUGAGUUAUGAUGGAUAGUUUCCUGUGGCCAAUGUGGUUUCCUAUCGGUUUUUAGCGGCCUGGUAUGAAAUACUCUGCGGUUCUUUUCCUACGAACCACUUCAAUUCUGACCCUUCGUCCUCGACUUGGGACGUAGUGUUCUGUCAUAGGGUUCUUUCCUUUGUAUAGAUACCCAGUCGAGCAUCGGUUCGUAAUGAAUACGAGGUACCUGUAGUACUUGUCACAAUUGUGCUCAAUUGCUU
Molecule: messenger RNA, 1576 nt
Organism: Mytilinidion resinicola
Lineage: Eukaryota; Fungi; Ascomycota; Dothideomycetes; Mytilinidiales; Mytilinidiaceae
Exons: 3
Coding region: 12-1196 (394 amino acids)
Molecular function (GO): nucleic acid binding
Source: RefSeq, a predicted model, not a curated record